GAUCCCAAGAAGAAGAAGAAGCAAAGGCAAAGUAGCCCGGAGAGAAAGGCUGCAGAGGAUCCCAAGAAGAAGAAGAAGCAAAGGCAAAGUAGAAAGGUUGCAGAGGAUCCCAAGAAGAAGAAGCAAAGACAAAGUAGCCCGGAAAGAACGGCUGCAGAAGAUUCCAAGAAGAAGAAGAAGAAGCAAAGGCAAAGUAGCCCGGAGAGAAAGGCUGCAGAGGAUCCCAAGAAGAAGAAGCAAAGGCAAAAAAGCCCGGAGAGAAAGGCUGCAGAGGAUCCCAAGAAGAAGAAGAAGCAAAGGCAAAGUAGCCCGGAGAGAAAGGCUAUAGAGGGUCCCAAGAAGAAGGAGCAAAGGCAAAGUCGCCCGGAAAGAAAAGCUGCAGAAUAUCCCAAGAAGAAGAAGAAGCAAAGGCAAAGUAGCCCGAAGAGAAAGGCUGCAGAGGAUCCCAAGGAGAAGAAGAAGCAAAGGCAAAGUAGCCCGGAGAGAAAGGCUGCAGAGGAUCCCAAGAAGAAGAAGGAAGCAAAGGCGAAAAAGUCCGGAGAGAAAGGUUGCAGAGGAUCCCAAGAAGAAGAAGCAAAGGCAAAGCAGCCCGGAGAGAAAGGCUGCAGAGGAUCCCAAGAAGAAGAAGAAGCAAAGGCAAAGUAG
Molecule: messenger RNA, 645 nt
Organism: Symbiodinium sp. CCMP2592
Lineage: Eukaryota; Dinophyceae; Suessiales; Symbiodiniaceae
Source: the annotation of a GenBank genome assembly